GCGGGCCGGAUUCUAAAAACAACUCGUACCGUAAAGCAGGUUGCUGAGUGUUGUAACUUGCCUAGCUGCAUCCCGGACUGUCACACGGUAGCUACAUUGAAAUUAAAUUUAAAAAACGCAGCUGCAGGAAAAUAAAUAAAUAAAUAAUGGCAGACGAGGAGAAGCUACCAUCUGGAUGGGAGAAAAGAAUGAGCCGCAGUUCAGGCAAAGUGUACUACUUCAACCACAUCACCAAUGCUAGUCAGUGGGAACGUCCAGUGGGAGAUGGCCGUGGAGAACCAGAUAAGGUACGGUGCUCUCACCUACUGGUGAAGCAUAAUCAGUCACGUCGUCCAUCUUCCUGGCGGGAACAAAAUAUCACACGAACUAAAGACGAGGCCCUGGAACUUAUUCAGAAGUACAUAGAACAGAUCAAGUCUGGAGAGGAAAAGUUUGAGUAUCUGGCUUCUCAGUUCAGCGACUGCAGCUCAGCUAAGAACGGUGGAGAUCUGGGGCAGUUUGGCAGAGGUCAAAUGCAGAAGCCUUUUGAAGAUGCCUCCUUUGCUCUUAAAGUGGGAGACAUGAGCGGUCCUGUUUUUACUGACUCUGGGGUCCACAUCAUCCUACGUACUGGCUGAAAGGAGGAAGUCACGUACUGCACUAUCCUCUUCACACACACACACACACACACACAUACAUACAUACAUAUAGACAUAGUCCAACCCAGCCAGUCCAUUGAUUUAUUUUAAUGACGCACAGCACCCAAUAAACAAAGCUUACGGGCUGAAUCGCAUUGUUUUAUGUGGGAACAUUUGGUUCCUAGCACUAUGAAACAUCUAUGAAUACUCUCAUUACAGUUAACAUCGAGGCGUAUUGCAGAUUAUUCCUGUAAGACCUCAAGCUUUUAUUAACCAUGGCAAUGCCAUUAUAUAAAAAUGUGAGUGCCUGUGACUCUGCUGAAGUGACCGACCCAUGGAGACAGUUUCACAUGAUGAGCGCAGUUUGAGAAAGCGUCCAUAAAAGCUUGUGUUUUUGUAUGUGCAUGUCUUCAAAAGGACCAUUUACUGUACGUUUCCCUGUUCUGUUUUUCCAUUUCUGCAGUAUGUGUGCCAAAGCAGUUACUCUAUCUGUAUUAUUGUUUUGCGAAAUAGAUUCUUAAGAUGUUUAAGACACUUUCUGGCCAUUGCAGACCCCUGCUGGUGAAGAAAGAGCAGUUAUUCUGAGUUCCCUACAUUUAGCAUUGAUUUAAUUUUUUUUUGUCCCUUGCAGAUAUUCACAAACACAGAAUCAUUUGUUUUCAUUACCCACCAUAUGCAAAGAUGGCACCACCGAAAACUUCCAGGUUUUAAUAAUCGGCUCCGCAGCUUUUAAAAGCAUCACGGUUCAAAUGAACUGUUACACUGUUGUGUCAUUGGGGCUUUUCUUCCAUCAAUAAAGAAAAUUCCUUUUUUGUAA
Molecule: messenger RNA, 1434 nt
Organism: Xiphias gladius (swordfish)
Lineage: Eukaryota; Metazoa; Chordata; Actinopteri; Istiophoriformes; Xiphiidae
Gene: pin1
Product: peptidylprolyl cis/trans isomerase, NIMA-interacting 1
Exons: 5
Coding region: 147-617 (156 amino acids)
Cellular component (GO): cytosol; nucleus
Molecular function (GO): protein binding; peptidyl-prolyl cis-trans isomerase activity
Source: RefSeq, a predicted model, not a curated record